CUUCUCAGUAGUUGCAAACACGUUAAUGAGCUUAACUUUGUGAUCGUCAGUGCUAUGAAAAUAGAAAUGCGGUUUAGAGCAGCCAGUUUAACCGGCCAGAGUUAAGACUACAAGAAGGGUCGCCGCCGAGCCUAUCGGGUCAAUCUGUAGCCGAGCAGGUCGUCGCUCUCGAGCUCAGGAAUCGGAUGUUUUGAAUGGCCUAUUAGGAACCUGAGGAAAAUGAAGUUACUCUUUACUAUCAUAGUUUACUUGACUUGGCUGGGUGCGUCCUGGUUCAUUCAUGCUCAAAAUGAAGACAACUUUGUUCAGGAAACUCUAAAACAAUUGUCCACUAGAGGAGAGAAAUAUGUAAAUGAGGAACUGCAGCGAGCUUUAUCUGGUGUAAAGCAUAUGAAGAAAGUUAUAGAUCAAAAUGCAGAAAAGCAUGAACAUCUCAUUUUGUCAUUGAAGCACAGCAGUGAAAAGAAGCAGAGAGCACUUCAGCUUGCUAAUGAUGUUCAACAAAAGUUGCAAGACGCAGAGGAUCAGUGCAAGGAAGCCUUACAAAAUUCUUGGGACGACUGCAAGCCUUGUCUUAAAGAUACCUGCCAAACAUUCUUUACAUCAAAUUGUCGUAGAGGCUUUUUUUCAUUUUCUGCCAAGGUGGAGAAUUUUUUUCAAGAGUUUUCACCUUUCCUUAGCACCUUUGACAACCAAGACAUUUUAGUGAAUCAGAAUGAAGAAAGUGGUGAUAACGUGCUGGCACAUAUGGAAGAUUCUUUUAAAGAAAUGGUUUCUGAAGUGAGCAUGUUGUUUGACAGAAGCGUGUCUCUCUUUUAUAAACUGCAUGAAGAAUUUGAUCAGUCUUUUCAAGCUGCCUUUAUUUCAGGCCUAAAUGUGGAGGGUGCACAGAAGAAAAAGAUACCACUUAAUGAUGUUGAUUCUACUCAGGGAUUCCUUGAAGGUUUGACACUGGAAAAUGUGAUGGAGUCUUUCUUUGAUUUUGGAAAAGCAAUUUUUGAAGAGUUUAGCUCUGUGGUUACAGAAGUGCUUGAUGAAUUUAAUGAUACUGUGACUGAAGAAGAAGAACACGAAGAAGGCAAGUUUCUAUCAGAAUUUGGCAACCUUUAUUACACAACAUAUUAUUAUUAUUUAUUUAUUACAGAUCCAGAAAAGGAAAAUCUUUCUUCUAGGAUAAUGAUCAGACCAAACAAGAACCUGUGCAGAGCCCUCCGCAGAAAUAUCUCAGAGUGCUGGCACUUGCAAAGCAAAUGUUAUUUAUGUCAGGAGCCUUUGUCACAAGAAUGCUCCAGUGUUCCUGAGUUGCGUUCCAAGCUCAGUGAAAUCUCACAGCUUAUGAACAUCUCUAUUCAGCAAUACGAGGAAGUACUUCAGAUAGUCCAACAGCAUGCUGAGAACACGGGUAGCUGGUUCAAGCACAUGGCAGACAGUUUUGGCUGGGUGGCUGAACUUGUUAAUGCUUCAGUGGAUUCUGACAACAUGUUCAACAUCACAACUGUUUUGCCUCAAGGAGAUGAGACGGAUCCAAUGAGCACUUCAGAUACCACAGUGGAAGUGAACCUGUUAAGCUCCCCCACUUUCACCUUUACUGUGCCUGGUGGAUUAAAAGUACAAGACCCUGCUUUUGUCAAAUAUGUGGCUGGAGAAGCUUUGGAACACUACAGAAAGCUAUUUAAGCAUGAUGUUCCUUGAAGAAGCAAGGAUUGGAAGUGUAUCUUAUUUAUUGCUAAGAAAAAAAUAUUUUCAAUGUAUUGCAACAUAAAACAGACAUUUAAGGUAAUAAGUACUGUAUUCAAUAAUUUGUUACAAAUGUAUAAUGUAGCUUACAAAAACUUACAUUAAUGCAGUUAAUAUUUUAAAGUAUUAGGACAAGUUAUGCUGCCCAGCUGGUCUGUUGAUGGGCAUAAUCAUCAUUAAACUAAUAAAUGUGCUUUGUGAAAAA
Erpetoichthys calabaricus (reedfish) is the source of this 1942-nucleotide messenger RNA. RefSeq names its product clusterin-like 1 (retinal) (gene clul1). The transcript has 9 exons. Lineage: Eukaryota; Metazoa; Chordata; Cladistia; Polypteriformes; Polypteridae. The record is from RefSeq and is a predicted model, not a curated record. The coding region runs from base 220 to 1692 and encodes 490 amino acids.